This is a messenger RNA of Arctia plantaginis, 1482 nucleotides long. The record is from the annotation of a GenBank genome assembly. Lineage: Eukaryota; Metazoa; Arthropoda; Insecta; Lepidoptera; Erebidae.
AUGUUGUCUUUAGUCUAUCCCUUCUACUCUUUGCCGCUCACAUUUGAUAUAAGUAUUUUUCUGUAUUGUUACAGCGUCAAUGAGGAUGUAGGAACGAUGUGCGCGCCGGCCACUGCGGCGCUGUUGCUCGCGGCUCUAGCUGCUCUACCUUGUCGAGGAACUGAUGCCGACGUCGUCUCAAGGAUAUUGAACGAGACCAACAAUUUUCAGGAGACUGGCUCCCAACCAACGAUCAACAAACUCUAUCAAAUGUUACAUACUAACUCUGACUUACAUAAUCAAAGCGAACUUGUUGGAAACUUUAAUUACUCUAGUGUUAAUCUAACGCAUAGUUUUAACUUGUACAACAAUCUCAAGUAUUCCACACGCGAAGAUAAGAAUUAUAUUAAGUGUUGUCCAAAUAUUGAUAAAAUAGUUACUAAGAACAAUGUAAGUUUGAUAAACAAGAGUGUUGAAGUUAUCAUAAAUAAAGUAAAUCGACUUGACGACAAAAAGAAUAGGAAAAGAAGGGUUGUGAAGGUAAUACGAACGAAUGAAGAAGCAUCCACUAGUGAAACUAUAAUGUACAUGGAAGGUACCACGUUAUCCGAGUUGUCGAGUCCACCACCAUUGGUGAUGGAGAGGCGACGUAAGCCAGGAGAGACAGGAUCAAGUGCGCCGCUAUUAAAUUAUAUUUUUGACACGAUUCAUUCUUCCAACACACACCAACACAGGAAUGAAAAGGCUGGGAAUGGAAAUAGCAUUUAUGCAGCGGCUGCUCCCGAGAUAGAAGCUUUAGUGGGAUCUACAGCGCACUUAGACUGCAAGGUGGACGCUCUUCAUGAUAAACUGGUCUCAUGGGUACGACGAAAAAACGACGAGCAGCCUAUGGAACUACUGACUACUGGUACACAGCAGUAUACAGCAGAUGACAGGUACUCAGCCCGCUUCAUACCACCAGACAUUUGGAGACUGGAAGUGAGGGAAGUGCGUCCAGCAGAUGCCGCUUUUUAUGACUGCCAGCUAUCUGCCCAUCCACCUCGUACAGCGAGAGUAACACUUAGGGUACCAGAAGUAUCAGUGCGCAUCGUAGACGGCGCGGGCGCAGAAGUGUCUGAGCAAGUGUGCGAGCUUGGCAGUACAGUCGCGCUGAGGUGUGAAGUAAACGGACUGAGAAUGGAAGGCGGUCCUUCACUACUUUGGUAUCGGAAGGACGACCUUCUUAAUGAUGACACCACGAGAGGAGGAAUAAGUGUCCGAACCGAGUUCGGCUCUAACGGGGCGAAUUCAGUGCUACGAGUGGCGCGGGUACGUGGCGAUGACGCCGGCCGAUACACCUGCGCAGUCGCACGAGCAACGACUCCAUCCCCGCCGCCUGCGCAUGUUACAUUACAUGUUAUAAAAGGUGAAAGCCUAGCGGAGUUACAUCAGGGCAGUACACCAACAUCCACCUGCAUAACGUGGGUACUAACACUGGCGCUAUGCGUCCUUUUACAAGCGUAA